AUGGCUCCUGCUGUCUUCCUGGCUGUCCUGUGUUUGGGAGUGGCCUCAUCUGCUGCAUCACCUGAUCCAAGUUUGGAUGCUGAAUGGCAGGAUUGGAAGAUACAACAUGAAAAAAACUACAGUCUGGAAGAAGAGGGACAGAGGAGAGCAAUAUGGGAAGAAAACCUGAAAAAGAUCCAAUUGCACAAUGGUGAGGAUGGCCUGGGGAAGGACGGCUUCAUCAUGGACAUGAACGCCUAUGGUGACAUGACUGGGGAAGAAUUCAGGAAAUGGAUGAUUGAUAUGUCGAUCCAACCUCUCAAGAAUAUGAAAAGUGUCCAGAAACGUCUGGCUGGUGAUGUGCCUAGUUCCAUAAACUGGAAAAAGAAAGGCUAUGUUACCCCUGUGCGGAGACAGGGCCGAUGCAACUCUUCUUGGGCUUUCUCUGUGGCUGGUGCCAUAGAAGGACAGAUGUUCCGGAAAACAGGCAAACUGACCCCUCUGAGUGUACAGAACCUGAUUGACUGUUCUGGACCGCAAGGCAAUCUGGGCUGUUAUGCAGGAAAUACGUACCUUGCAUUGAUGUAUGUGGAUGAAAAUGGAGGUCUGGAGUCUGAGGCAACUUACCCAUAUGAAGCAAAGGAAGGACCCUGCAGGUACAGUCCAGAGAACUCUACUGCUAGUAUCAGAGGCUUUGUGUUAGUCCCAAAGAACGAGGAUGCUCUAAUGAAUGCUGUGGCAACUGUGGGGCCCAUUUCUGUUGCAAUCGAUGCAAGGCACGAUUCUUUCCAGUUCUAUAAAAGAGGUAUAUAUUAUGAGCCAAAUUGCAGCAGGACUUCUGUCAACCAUGGUAUGUUAGUGGUUGGCUAUGGCUUUGAAGGAAGUGAACUGGAUGAUAGGGAAUACUGGCUGGUCAAAGGCAGCUUGGGUAAAAAAUGGGGCAUGAGAGGAUAUAUGAAGAUUGCCAGAAACCAGAGAAACCACUGUGGAAUUGCUACAUAUGCCACCUACCCCACAGUGUGA
Messenger RNA from Acomys russatus (golden spiny mouse), 1002 nucleotides. Its product is annotated as cathepsin M-like. Gene Ontology annotation, biological process: immune response. Gene Ontology annotation, molecular function: cysteine-type endopeptidase activity. Gene Ontology annotation, cellular component: lysosome. The transcript has 7 exons. Lineage: Eukaryota; Metazoa; Chordata; Mammalia; Rodentia; Muridae. The record is from RefSeq and is a predicted model, not a curated record. Bases 1 to 1002 code for a protein of 333 amino acids.